Messenger RNA from Dreissena polymorpha, 5202 nucleotides. RefSeq lists its product as uncharacterized. The transcript is spliced from 5 exons. Bases 739 to 3678 code for a protein of 979 amino acids. Lineage: Eukaryota; Metazoa; Mollusca; Bivalvia; Myida; Dreissenidae. The record is from RefSeq and is a predicted model, not a curated record.
AAUUGGCCUUACUCACGAACGACAACUCCAUAAUGUCAGCGACAUCUGCAGUAAAUGGCGUUCAGAAAGUGACAACUAUCAACAAUGAUUUCUAACCUCAUACUGCAAUCGAAACACGGACGACCGUGUGAAAUUAUAUAUAAUGGUAUUUUAAUUCGACUGUAUGUAAAUUGUAAUUGAAACACUUCGUCUGGGAGGUAAAAACAUUGUAGGUUUGCUUGGACUUAUUCAAAACAAACAUGGCCGACAUCGAAAAUAAUGGAAUGAUGGAAGUUGCGUCCCAUGGCGAGAUAAAUGUAAACAAUGGAGAAAAGUCUGAAAUUUCAGGUCCUAUUGCAAACCCGGGGCAGAUGGGAGUUGGUGAUGAUGACGAUGUGUUAGGUCAGGUCCUUAACUCUCAAGACGCAAAUUUUCAUGACUCAGUUCAGUUAGUUUACUCGAAUAUGGAAGAUGAAAAUGAGACCCUGCAUAAUCAUGAGAAUGGAGUUAUGCUACACCAGGCAACAAACCAUGUGUCAUUUAUUACAAACAAUGAUGAGCAUGGGCAAGACAAUUGUCAGUUGACACAUGACUUUGUAACGGGCAAUGGAGUGACUGUUUAUUGAUAACUCGGAUGAGAUUAAUCAAGAUAAUACUAGUGACACUACCCAAGUGCAGUAUAGCACCAUUAAUGAAGAUCAACAAAUAAAUGCUAACUCUAUAAGCGAGGAGCAAUUAACACAACAUCAGAGCCAACAAAUGUUUAAUGGAGGCACACCUGUCACAAAUAUUAUUCCGCAAUCUGUAAUAGUAAGGCGGCCUAUUCAACAGAUUGUUUCGGCUCCGUUAGGUUCAAGUCAGAACCCUAUCCGUAUAAUCCAACAAGGGAACCAGUACACACCUGUGCAGCAGCUUACUCCAGAGCAAUUGCAACAAAUUAUGCAUGUAGUGCAACAACAGCAAGCAACCAAAAACCCAGGCUCAAGUAUAAUAUUUAAUCCACAAACAAACACCAAAAUAGUGUAUCGUGUCAUUUAUCCAUCACAGCUACACAAAGAUGCAGAAAAAUUAGAUGGAAAGGAAAGUAAUUUGACACCAAAACGUGUGUAUAAAAAGAGAAUGAAAGAUGAAGAGGAAAAGAUAGAUGGACCUGAAUUGAGUAAAGAAGAAAAAGAAAUGAGAAAGAAAAUGAGGCCCAAAACAAGAUCUGGGAGGGUAUCAAAACCACCAAAACACAUGGUUUCAGACUAUAAGCACAUUCAUGUGUUGGACUAUGAUGAAGAUUAUGAUGAUAGCGAUGGUGGAUAUUCAGACUUCAAGCUUAGCGAUAAUGAUGAAGAUGGUGAAGAGAAUAUCAGGAAAACGGAGGACGAGAACUAUGUUUCUUAUGGAUUAGACAGCAAUAAACCAAAAAACUGGAAGUGUAUUACCUGUGGAAAGGCUUACAUUGGUAAAGCUGGCCUUGGUCGUCACUUGAGGAUCAACCCGUCGCAUGGUAGUUUGGAUCCAGAUGCUGCAGAAAUGGAACCUCCGGAUCCCAAUGUUACCCCUCCAGACGACAGUCUUCCUAACACUCCGGCUACGCCAAAUGGAGCAGCCAGUGCAGCUAACAGUACGGGCAGCUUCUCUGAGGACAGUCGGGAUUCCUCCAUAAGUCAUGGCUACAAUCCAACCCCUCAGCCUCGGGGUAGAGGGCGUGGUCGGGGCAGACGUGGCUGGAGAGGACGUGGCUUGUACAGGGGCUUGGACCCGGAAUCACGAAGACAAGCUAGACUGAAAGAGGUGAUGAAUGAUUGUACAGACGAGGAGCUGAUGGAGAUCGUGCUGCCCCGCCUAGCCAAGGUGAUAACGCUGUGGGAGUUCCUGCUCAUGAAGGUGGAGAGGGGUGGCCCCGCCCCUGGGGCCUGUGUGGACGAUAUCUACCGGGAGUACGAGGGGCUACACACGCAUGUUCGCAGGAUGUGCCAGCAGUACCUGGAGCAUGUGGGACCCAGUGUGGCAGAGCCCGCUCAAGCUGGGUCAGAGUCACAGCCACUGCUGCAGGUUGAGAACCCAGUGGUAGCGCAGGCCUUGGGUCUGAGCCUUGGAGCCCACAGGGUGAGCCCCAUCCAGGAGUCAGAGGUACAGCACAAGUACAAGUUCCUCACCACCAAAGCCAGUUUCACGAACAAGUCUACCAAGCGGACAGUUGAGGUAGUCACGCCGGAGGAAAUGAUCUCACCGACUAAGAAACCCAAGCUCACAUCUCCAGCAGGAAGGGUCGCUUAUUCUCCUCAGACUAGCAAGCAGUCUAUAGGGAAUGUUUCUGAAACAAAAGCAAAUAACUGUGAUGUAUUGACUACCCAAGUGAAACAGUUGACACCGACAGUUCUGGUAGACCAGUCUGGACAUGCAGUGAAAAGCAAUAUUAGAGUGGCUGGAUCAACAAAGACCGUGUCAUUGCUUACAUCAAACUCAUUAUCAUCUCACACUGCAUCUCGCGCCAUCUCUAUGCCUUCCAUUACCUCACCGCAGCAUCCGAUACCAUUGAACAAUUCUUCUCAGAAGAUCAUCAUCGUCUCAGGGAUGAACCAGGCUCUACCGGGUUCAACCACAAGUGCUUCUUCUAAACAUGUCCAGCAGACUCUGCCGCCAAGCAAUUCAGUGCAGUUGCCAGUGAUGUCCCCUUGCCACUCUGGUGCCCAGAUUAUCACGUUCACUAACGGACAGGCUAUAAACUCUCAUAAUGGGAUUCUGCUCCAGAAUGGAAGUGGAUCUGGCGCAAUAAGUAUUCCAACAAUGCCUUCAACUGGGAAUAAUAUCUUGCAGGCCUCAAACCAUGCAAUGAUGAAUUCCAUAUCCCAGCAACCACUGGUUAUAAAAGUGCCAGUACAGUCAGUAAAUAGUGGUGGGCAGGUUUUACAACCGAAAUUAGUGCUUAACGAAAUGAACCUUUUGAAUUCCAUACCUCAGAGUGCGAGACUUGAACCACGGCAUUUGCAUCAGCAAAAUGUUCAGCAGGUGUUCACCAUUGACAAUUCUCAGCCACAGUUUACAUUUACCAGCAGUGAUGGUGAUACUACUCAAAAUAUAGUGUACACAUUUGCAAAUGGUAGCGUAGGAGCAUCUUCAGAUAACAUAGUGCUGAUGCAUCCUGAUUCUGUGUACUUCAGUAAGGAUGCAACUGAAAUUAAACAAGAGCAGAAUGAUUCAUUCGAAGACAUCAUCUCUGAAGAAACUGAUGAAAACAAUCCUCAAGAGCAGCUUAUUAGUGAAACCAGUGUGUUUGGAGGGAGCAAUGAUAUGAAUAAACCUGACAACACAACUGAAUCCAACGCUGUGCUCGGUAGCUCAGAAAGUGAACAGUUUCUGAUGAUUCCGCAUGGAGAUAUACGAGAAUCUUCCGACUUUCGAUCUGAUCAGCACGAAAAUUCAUCAUCGUUCAAUAACAUUGAGGCGUUAAAUGGAAACAACUGUAUUGUGGAGGAGUCGACAGAAGGGGGUCUUGAAUUUGAUAUGGAGACUGUAGAUGAUCAGGAAGAAACUCUGCAGAUCCCCACAAGCAGCAUUUAUCAGGCUGAAGACGGGACAAUCUUUAUCCAGAAUGCCGACGGGACUACACUACAGGUCCAGGGUACUGAUGGCCAGCCUGUCUCUCUUGAGACUGUGCAAGCAGCUCUAGGCAUGGACUUUGACACACAAAUCAUCACCACUCAGUGAGCGUUAAGCCUUUUCUUGAGUUAUAGCACCAGGAAGUAUCAACCUGACACCUGAUUUUAAUUUAUUCAUAUCAUAAAAUGACAUUAAAAACUGAUGAUGAAUAUUAUAUAUUUUUCUGUACUUAAAUCAAGUAAAAAUAAGAUAAAAGAAUAACUCACUGAAAUACUGUUGAAAUGUUUUAAAACUCAUGCUCAAGCAAAACAUUAGUAUCAUGUACAAUAUUGCAUUCAAAUGAGGAAGCAUUUCAUUGUGUAAGUUAUACUUGUACAAUUAAGAGUAAACAUUAGUAACUUCUUGAAAUAAUUACGUGUUUCUUCUGGUUUCAAAAGGGUUUCCUUGUAAAAUGAAAAAGGCUAUUGUUUGAUAAACUAAGCAUUUUAUUGGUAAGUUUAUCUGCUCCUUCAGUUGUCAGCUGAUAAUAUGUGUUAUAUGUUUUAUUUGGGAAUCCAUACCAUCUAAUUAUAAGUAAACUAGAGUUGAAAAGUGAGAUGUCCAUGAAAAAUGUGUUUUGUUCUCAUCUAAGCAUUGUAUGCAGUUAUUUAUACUAUUAUAAAUAUCAUCUAUAAACUACAUUUACCUGUAUAUUUAUUUUUGUAUAUAACCUGAUAUUUAUAGUCAACUAAGAACAGUACAAGUUUUAUAAUCAUACUUUUUCACCUGAAAUGUUUGAGAAAUCACUUUCUUUUGUGCAACUGCCAUUCUUUGAUAUAAACCAUAUGACCCACAUAAUGGGAAAAUGGGUUGUCUGCCUUAUGCAGCCAACUAAGCUCCAGACCAGCCUGCGCAAUCGUGCAUCUGGUCAGGAGCCAUGCUGGCCAAUUUAGUCUAGCAAGGCUUCCUGGUCUCAUUAGCGGACAUGGUAGUUUUUUUAUCAUACGAGGCAGAUGCGCAGGCUAGUCAGUAGCUAAGCUGGCCACUUGUGGCAUAAGACCCAUUUUCGCAUAAAAAGGUUAUUGUGUAUUCUAUUAAAGUCAUCUUUAUAUAAUGCAUAUCCCAAGAUGGAAUAAGGGUGAGAUCUAUGACGUUAUUAAAGAGAUAGUUGAUUUAUGAUGCCUCAGAUUUACUUGUCACGAAUUUCUCGCUGGCUCUAAGAUUCCUUCAGGGACCAACAUUUCAUGACAAUAUGCCAGUAUAAUAAUAUUAAUUUAUGUCUUUUCUGAUGUUUUGAGGUGUUUUCAUGGCCCCAGUUUUGUGUUUCACAAAUUAAGAAGUUGUAAACAUACCUGAGAGUUGGACCCUGGUAACUAAAAAAUGUUUUGUUUAUUAAUUCUGGACAAUAAGUUUCAAAGAUGUUAACUGUAAUCAUUUAUAAUCGAUAGUUCAUGAUACUAAGGUUUACAUUGAAAGUAUGAUGUGCAUAACACUUGAAAUUUCAACAAAAUCAUUGACUGGUAUUUUGAAGUUAAGAGAUCUGUUAUAAUUAUAGAAUUUGUUUUAAAUACAUGUCAUUUUGAAUAUGUAUUGUUUUUUAAACAACAUUUUAUUGACAUAAUUAUGACUGAAUGCAAUAAAAAUGAAAAGUAA